Messenger RNA from Bradysia coprophila, 923 nucleotides. RefSeq lists its product as uncharacterized. The record is from RefSeq and is a predicted model, not a curated record. NCBI's taxonomy places the organism in Eukaryota, Metazoa, Arthropoda, Insecta, Diptera, Sciaridae.
UACUUUGAAGAUAUGAUCACAAUAGUUUCAUUUAAUAUCAGUCGUUGAAGCUGUGAACGUAUUUCGGUAGAAAUUGAGCAAAGGAAAAUGUUCAAAAUAUACUUAGCUGCUUGUUUCAUUCAAGUUUUCUCGAUCGGAUGCUUGUCACAGGCUAGCAAUCUAGGCAUUAAAACAAACGGUCCGUAUUCUGAGCUUCUUCAACAUGUGUACUUGAAAAGCGUAGAGUGGCACUCUCUAAUUGAUAAUAAGUUCUAUGAAGUUCAUUCUAAUCUGAGCCGAGUCAUAAUGGACGUUAACGGCCAUUCAGUGACAUCAUUGGUUAAAGGAGUGGCAAAACUGGAAACACUUCGUAGUCAAGUGAAGGCCUUCUUAAAUUCACGUACAGCAGAUGACCAGAAUUGUAUAAGCAAAAUUCACACCAAAACGGACAAAUUAUUGUUUAAAAUGGGCACUAAGAUUUCCGAUUGCGCUGUUCUUGCCGACCAACAAAUCCAAGGUAUCUCAAAUAAAAAAAUUGAUUUGGGUACAGACAUCUUAGAAGUCUCUGAGCUGUUAUUAUCUGGAACACUGGAAGUUAUUACCGAUCACUUCGCUAGAGGAGGAUCGUUUAAUGAUCUGCCGGACAUUCAAGAGGAAUACGAGGAGGCAUUCGCUGAAGCAGACGAUGAAAUUUACAACGAAGUAAUUCCGAACAUUCAUGACGAAAUGAAUUCAAUGAGAGAAGAAGCGCUAGACAUACCCGCUGCUGUUGAAGAGUGUGUCAGCAAUGUCCUAACUAGAUUGAAUGAUGUCGUUGGUGACACUGGUAAAUUGGUAGAAAGAUGUGGAACAAAGUAAAUUUUUUUGUUGUUUUGAAUUUAACAAUCGAAAAUUAAAUUUUAUCGGAUUUGGGAAAAUAUAUAGUUUUCUGAGGUUACUAGUCA